This is a messenger RNA of Lodderomyces margitis, 957 nucleotides long. RefSeq lists its product as uncharacterized. The transcript has a single exon. Bases 1 to 957 code for a protein of 318 amino acids. The record is from RefSeq and is a predicted model, not a curated record. Lineage: Eukaryota; Fungi; Ascomycota; Pichiomycetes; Serinales; Debaryomycetaceae.
AUGGAUUACUUUAAAAAAGCCUACCAUGACGUGAGAUUCAACUUUGACCACUUCAUCGUCGACUACAAGAGAAAAUAUUACAGUUUGAAUCAAAACCCACGAGUAUUACGGACAAGAGUUCCCAAUCAGCCAUUCACAUCAUUAAGAACGUAUGAAUAUUGUCCAUCUGUGCCAGUUUUCGAUGUUGCAGAUACAGCGCUGGUUGUACUUGGCGACGAAGAUAAGGAGAAUGUACCUGAAGCAUGGAUAAGAACGGCGGAUAUAAACUUAUUUCCAUCAUUUGAUGCUUGUUUUGACCAAUGUUCAAGCGAGAUGCAGCCGCCGAGGGUAUUUUCGGAAUCGAAUUUGAACAUAGUUGGUUAUGACUGUUUGGAAACAUUUAGCUUGGAUAUGAAUGUGGGUAGUCUGACUAGUCCAGUGAAGAAUGAAGAUGAGGCGAUGACGCAUGAUGACGAUGAGGAGUCGACCGAUUACAAUGACCUGUAUUCUGGUAUGCAAUAUGUGAGUCCCUUUCAUUUGGUUUAUCCAACUCCACUGUCCGAUGAAACAGAGGUGAAAAAGAGCAACCGGUUGUCUAGACUCGUCAGGUCAUUGAGUAAUGUGGGAAGUAGAGGAUAUGACAAAGUCGAGCAGUCAAUGCCUUGUGUCAACUUGGCCACUCCUGAAAUGGAUAACCAAGAGAUAAAGGCUGCAUCGCCAAAGCCUCACAGACGCCCACCCGCUCCUGAAAAUCAACCAUCCAAUCAGAUUUGGAAGAUGGUGUUGAAUGAUGCGUCACUAUCUGCAGCAAGAAUCUCAACUGGAAAUUCCACUUCAGCAGUCGUCACCAAUCAAUAUAUUAAAGGAGAUUUUACUGAUGCAAAAGUAUCUCCGGCCACAUCGACACCAAAAGACAUUUUUGCUGAACAUUUGGAACAGGCCAAGUUGAAAUACAGUCCCAAGUCUAGUCUAGUCUAG